UUUGGCGAACGUCUCGUCCGUGUGUGUUGUUACAACUCCCUCUCGUGCGCAGGGUGGUUUUGUUGUCGUUUGAGGUCGACGUCGGGCCGACACGGUCGCGGUUUGACACACGCGUGCAAGGAGCUGGAAGAAAGUGCAUCGAGUGGCGGCCUACUACGACGCUCUCUCGGAUAUUGAUUUACUCGUCGUGGCGUGCCAAUAAUUGGAGCGAUAUUUUUUUUUUCGGGGUAUUGCACGUUAACGCUGUUAAGGUGAAACUCAGUGCGCCAGAGAGGUGCGACGUGAGUUAGACGACGUUCGAAAGGGUCGCGGCGAGAGAACUCGCCGAGGGGAAAGUAAGAGGCAGCGCUGAAUUUGCCUCAAUUUAGUCGGAUCACAACAUCGCGAGCUGUCGGCACAGACAGAGUGGGCAGAGAGAACGAGAGCGCGAGCUCGGAGAGUGAGAACACAGUGGGUUUGUAAGAAUCAGAUGUGACACAAUCUGUUCGGCGGUUGCUAGACGAGACGAAGCGGGUAGACAGUCGGCGGAACUUGCUGGAGUAGGAGACUACCAGACCAAGACAAGUGGUAGCAGUAGCAGCAGAGUGUCGGCAGUAACAAAGAAGGAAAAUCGUGGAGGAUACACCCAAUUUGCUCCAGCGCGUGGAGCCGAUUGGAUCAGCGAGUCAGCGGACUUUGCGGAUUAUCAGCAGCGUAGAGUGUCAGGUGUACAGGUGUCGAGCAGUGCGCUGGAAGAAGCUGUACGGUCAACACCGAAGAGGAUCUGAGUGUGAAUACAGUGCGUACCGUGAUUAGUAGUGAGAAUCCGUGAAGGGUAGGUGGAAACGGGGUUUAGUCGAGACGAAUCGUGCACGACGACCCGAUCGAUGGGUUCACAAGCUUGCUGGCGAUAGCUAGGUGUACGGGGUGCGCGCUGAAGCAAGCAAAUCAAAGAGGUAGAGAAGAGGGAAGAGCGGUGUGAGUGCGGCAAAGCAAACGAGAGGAAGGCAAAAGAAGGAAAAAAAUGUGUGUGUGAGCGCUCGAUUCGUGGUAGAGUAUUGGCAACAUAGCAGAAAUUAAAAUUGUGUUCAAGAAGAAUAAGUCGACGGGGACGACAGCAAGCAGCAGCAGCAGCAGCAGUACCGACAAUAACAAGCAGAGCACGGUGUUCGGAAGAGCAGGAGAAGCAAGAAACCAAGAAGAUCGUGCUGAAUAAACGAAGGAGGGUGCGAAGCACGGAGUGCAAGGCACGAAGAGAGUAAUAUCAAAUGCACAUAGUUGUUUGUUGUUGUUAUUGCUAGUGUAGAGUGUAUUAUUAUUGCUGUUAUUCGCAUUUAUAACAGUUCCCAGUGAGUGAGUACCGAGACACCAACACACAGCAAAGUCGUGUCGGAACACCCACAAACACAGCGGAGCGCUCGGCGGAGAAGUGGAGGUCGGCAGUACCCGCAGCAGCAGCAGCAGCAGCAGUAGCGGUGACCGAAAAGUGGAAAGGCAAUAGAAAUCUGCGCUCGCUCAGUGUCUUUGUUCAAAAUUUUGCAAGGAAACACCAGUCCAAGAGGCUCGACGACGUCACCGCAGUGUAGUUCAAGUUGUGUUUUUUUAGAGUCAUGCACCAGCUUCGGGAUCGCCACCUGCCACCAACCUGCCGUUGCCGCACUCUGCUGAUCAACCGGCCCGAGGAACCACUGUCUCCUCGGCACGGUAGUUCGCCACCUCGGCAGCAGCAGUGCCAGCAGCUGAACCACUAGGAAUCCCGAAGUUCGGCGCAGGUUCAGCUGAAGAAACGGAAGCAGUUUCGGGAAGCGAGUGUGUUGGAAAAGCAGCGGUACCAGAGAGGAAGAAGAAGAAAAAAACAGCACAGCUCAAUGAAGAACAAGCAGCAGCAGCAGGCACCAAAGAAGAAGCAGAAGCAGCAGCAGCCAGUGCAGAAGAAAAACUUGGAUAUCAUGUUGAGCUCUUCCUACUAUAUCUACAUGUCUGCUGGAACGCAACUGCAGAUGGCACCACAGACAACCAUAGUACAACAAGUCGGCCAAAAUCAUCACCAUACGCAUCAUCUACCGCAGCCGCCGCAGCAGCAGCAGCCACACCCGGUGCAGCAGGCGGCCCACUACAGCAGCAACCCCCAGCAGCCGGUUGGAUUGGUAGUUCCGCCACCGCUGGGAGCGCUCACUAGUUUGCAGCAGCAACCGCCGCCACACUACACCAACAAUAACAAAGACCAGCAGGACUCCAACAUGAGCACCGGCUCGUCGCAUAGUGAUAAGGAGCUAGAGACUAUAAUCAAUACCCCGACGCCGGAGAAGAUUCCCCGGACGCCGUCGGACCGGAAGCGCAAGCGGAAAGCACCGGACGACAAUGGGGGCCCCGGGGGAGGGGGUGUGGGAGGCGUUGGAGGCGGCGUCGCCGGAGGUCAUAUUCGUGAUAGAGAUAGUGUUAAGGGUCCGCGUUUGUCGAUACCACCAUUAGGCGAUAAGAAAAUCAAUGACUACUUUUCCAAGCAUCCGGUGAGCAGCCCCCAUCGGCCACAUCCGGCCGGUACCGGAGCGAGUGGUCCCCUAGGAGCAAUAAGUAAUUCUGGCCCGCAGGCACAGCCUGGUCCCCCGGGCGGCGGAAGUCAAGGGCAAGGCCCGCAGGUUUCCACCAAGAGUCCCAGUCCCCAGCAGCAGCAGCAGCAACAGCAACAACAGCAGCCGCCGCCACCGCAGCACGGUCAGUACCCAAUGUAUCCACCUAGUCCACAACCGCAGCUCGUACCUGUGGUGACCUCCAGUGGUAACCUUACCAGCGCGUCGACGCCCCAGGACAUUUACGGGCGACCGCAGCGCGGCGGUUCCGUUUCUUCCACACUAGUUCCUCCAUCGUCAGUAUCCGCCACGUCGACGUCGUCGUUACUAAACGCAUCCUCAUCUGUUGUGUCCGGGGUGGGCACGGUCCCCAACUCCCAGCAGCAACAACAGCAGCGAGAUCGAGAUUCUCAGCCACCUCCACCUCCCCCAAGUUCUGUCGUCGUGCAGCAGCAGCAGCAGCAGCAAGUGCAAACGCAGCAGACGCAACAAACGCAAGCUGCCCUGGGAACGCCCAACUCUUCACUAGCCAUCAACAGUCUAGCAGCGUCGUUAAACCAUGCCAACAACGGUACCAACACCAACACCAGCAGCAGUAGUAACAGCCACAGCCUAGCGAAUGCCGCCACGUUAGCUCAAGUCACCUCCCAGCAGCAGCAGGUUCAGCAGGUUCAGCAACCCCAGACGCCCCCCGCUCCCCUCAUGGUGUCCAAGCUGACCCAGACGGACCUGUCCGCCGCGGACAUUACCGAGCGGGACACCGACUUUGAGCAGUCGCGGACGCGGGCCGACGAGCUGUCGCGGCUGUCGGACGAACAGAAAUGCCAAAUCAGCGCCCACCAAAAGGUGAUCGAGCAGCACAAGAGCCACAUCAACAAGUGCAUCGACGUGGUGAAGAAGCUGCUCAAGCAGAAGAGCAACAUCGAGAAGAAGGAGGCGCGGCAAAAGUGCAUGCAGAACCGGCUCCGGCUGGGCCAGUUUGUGACGCAGCGGGUCGGGGCGACCUUCCAGGAGAACUGGACCGACGGUUACGCAUUUCAGGAGCUGGCCAAACGCCAGGAGGAGAUCACUGCCGAGCGGGAGGAGAUUGACCGCCAGAAGAAAUUGCUCAUGAAGAAGCGACCGACGAACAGCGAGAGCGGCCGGAAGCGCAACAAUUCCAGCACGUCGGCGGCGGCGGCUGCCGCUGCGGCGUCCGGCACCGGUGCCGGUGGCGCCGGCUCGUCGACGACGCUGGCCGCGUCUACGCUGCACAACGGCAACGACAACACGUUCCUAAAGCCGGACCCGGUGGUGAGCAGCAACACGACGUUCACGAUCCAGGAGUACUACGAGUGCGACGAGAUACUGAAGCUGCGCCAGAACGCGCUCAAGAAGGAGGACGCCGACCUGCAGCUGGAGAUGGAGAAGCUCGAGCGGGAGCGGAAUCUGCACAUCCGCGAGCUGAAGCGGAUACACAACGAGGAUCAGUCGCGCUUCAACAAUCAUCCCGUGCUGAACGACCGGUAUCUACUGCUGAUGCUGCUCGGCAAGGGCGGUUUCUCCGAGGUGCACAAGGCGUUCGACCUCAAAGAGCAGCGAUACGUGGCCUGCAAGGUGCACCAACUGAACAAAGACUGGAAGGAAGAUAAGAAAGCUAACUAUAUUAAGCACGCGCUUCGGGAGUACAACAUCCACAAGGCGCUCGACCACCCGCGGGUCGUCAAACUGUACGAUGUGUUUGAGAUCGAUGCCAACUCAUUCUGCACCGUGCUGGAGUACUGUGAUGGGCAUGACCUGGACUUUUAUCUGAAGCAGCACAAGACGAUACCGGAGAAGGAGGCCCGAUCGAUCAUUAUGCAGGUUGUGUCAGCGUUAAAGUAUCUGAACGAGAUCAAGCCUCCAAUCAUCCACUACGACCUGAAGCCGGGCAACAUCCUGCUGACGGAGGGUAACGUCUGUGGUGAGAUCAAGAUCACCGACUUUGGUCUGUCCAAGGUGAUGGACGAAGAGAACUAUAACCCGGACCACGGUAUGGAUCUAACGUCACAAGGUGCUGGAACUUAUUGGUAUUUGCCGCCGGAGUGUUUCGUCGUGGGCAAGAACCCGCCCAAGAUUUCGUCCAAGGUGGACGUGUGGAGCGUCGGGGUGAUAUUCUACCAGUGUCUGUACGGGAAGAAGCCGUUCGGGCACAACCAGAGCCAGGCGACGAUCCUCGAGGAGAACACGAUCCUGAAGGCGACCGAGGUGCAGUUUGCCAACAAGCCGACCGUCUCGAACGAAGCGAAGAGCUUCAUCCGGGGCUGCCUGGCGUACCGGAAGGAGGACCGCAUGGACGUGUUCGCGCUGGCCAAGCACGAGUAUCUGCAGCCGCCGGUGUCGAAGCACAGCCGGUCGGUGGCGUCGAGCCAGAACCAGCACGGCAGCGGCAACAGUGGCGUCGGCGGCAGUGGCCAGGCGGGCGCCGGCAGUGGUGCCGGUGGCGGAGGGGGUGGAUCGGGGGGUUCGGGCGGCGGCGGUGGCAACCAGGCCGGCCAGCAGACGUCCUUUUCCACGGGCAUGUUUGGCAACAUGAACCAGUCGAGCUCGUCUUAGUGUCGAUUCUUCGCUGUCGGCGCCGGCUUGAAGGUCGUGGCGGCGGCGACGACGACGACGACGACGAUUGCUGCCGCGACUCCAACUCUGACUUUGACAGCUGCCGCUGCUUCUGCUCCUUCCGCUAUUGCUAUGACGACGACGACGACCGCCGCGACGAAUGCGAUCAACGCCAACAACAACAAGAACGAUCUUUCGCCGCCAACGUCAUCCAAAUCAUCCAAAUAAGGUGAGAGAGAGAGAGGGAACGUCAAUCUGACGUUCGUCGUACUGUAAGUAACAAACCACAACAAGCAAAUGUGAUGUGCUUAGCAAAACAAACAAACAAAAUAAUGAGAUACACAGCAAAACAAUAGAUGGAAGUCGUUUUUUUCCUAGCAAAUCAAAAAAACAAGAGUAAGAAGACGAAAGGGAAAAUGAACCUUACACGCACACACAUCAUCCAACCAGAAAACAAUUGAAAAAUGUUCCCCUCAAUCAAAUCAACAAGCAAACCAACCCGAAUCCAAACACAAAAAUUAAAAGUCGAUGUUUGUCGUGUAAGUAACAAAAAAAAACAAGAAAACACGUGACGUUCAUAAGCUAAAACGAGAAAAAGAUUAAGAGAAAUAGUAAACAAACACACACCCUUUUACAUAAAAACAAAGCAAAACAAAAACUGCACGUCAGCGCCGGUAAGGUAAGACGAAAGACGAGGGGGCGCAAACUCGAAUCAACGUUUUAGCGUAAAACUUAUUUUUUCUUAUUUCUCUUGUACAUAGAAAAAUCAAAACAAAAAAAAACACAAACUCACACACACACACAGAACAACAGUCGGAAACAGAAGAAGCACACGGACGCGGAUGAUGGUUACGAUGCAUGGCGAAGGAAAAAUUUUGUUUGCGUUUUUUUUUUUGCACACUAAGUUUAUUGUUUUAAUUCUCAAUUGUUUCAAUGCUUGGAAUAUAACGAAAGGCUUGUCAAUAUAUUUUUUUCUUAUAAAAAAAUAAAAAUUUAGCGGUCAAAGUGUCACUUUCAAACGCGAUGAUGUCAAAAAGCAACUAUACUGCAUUUCAGCGUGAAUUGAAGAGUGUCGUCGGUGAUGAGUUCAUCUUGAACAGCGGUGUGAGCGAUUGUGGUUAUGAUGACUUCGGCGUAGCGGUUCUAAAAUUGAAAAUAUUUCGUGAGUUAUUUUUUUUUUCGAUGAAAAAUAUUGCAUUUUUUACAGUUUUAACUGUUUGGCCAUAUUUAACAAUUUUUUAUCGGAUUUUUUGUGAAAUAAUUACAGAACAAAAUUAGCUAAAUGAAUUCUGCCUAUAAUAUUGUAAAGAGUUUUCUUGCUCUCAGUGAAUGCUCUAUGAAUUAAAUUCUAGGAUUUUCUGAGAAAAUGUCAAGGAGGUAUUAAACCAAGACACAAAAUUAAAUAAACUUGCUUUUCUUGCGAUGCGAUUUUGUUUGCUCGUUUGUCAUAGUCUAAUACCUCGGAUAAUCGUCAAGAUUUAAAAGGUAAAAUGAAUAUUUCAGCAAAUAUAAGUAUUUUUAACGCAUUAUUGGCAAAAAAAUACAGUUUAUUGUUGAAACUCGGCAUUUUCCAAUCGUCAAGAUUUAAAAGGUAAAAUGAAUAUUUCAGCAAAUAUGAGUAUUUUCAACGCAUUAUUGGCAAAAAAAUACAGUUUAUUGUUGAAACUCGGCAUUUUCCAACUGAGAAAAAGUUAAAACAAAGUUUGCCGUAAUGGAAUACCGCCUUCACUUUAGUGACUGUUUACGCUGAACCACGGACGAACGGACAUGACACGGGGUUUCAAAAAGUGAAGCAGUUUUUCUUUUACUUCUUCUUGGCGAAAACCUGAGCAAGCGAGAUCGCUUAUGUCAAAAUCUUCGCACCACGUGGUUUAAAACGUAAACAAAGCCAGCUGAUGAUGCAAACUCAUGGUCAUUUUUUGAAAUGGUCGUAUGAAUGUAUAUUAAAAUUACAAUUUCUAUAUCUUUUUCGGCAAUUUUCGGGUUCAUGAAAAAUUACGUAGAAUCAUAAAGACAAACUUAAUUCCAAACAACUGUUUCUAGCACCAUACUAAAGCUAAAUGUUUUAAUUAAUUGUUGCAUAAGACAUUUUGAGAAAUCAUGCUUAUACGCGCGAUGCUACUUCGACAACUUGAAUGUAGAUGGCGCAAGUGAUAGUUUGCUUCAGAAAUUUGAAGAAAAUUUGUUCCUGGUGUCAUGUCCGUUCGUCCGUGGCUGAACUUUUUUUCACAAUUUUGGUGAAAAUAUUCCGCAACUCAAAAUAUAAUCUUGUUGCUGCCCUCUCUGCCGUAACGAUAAACGUCAAGACUCAUACCAGAGUUCACGAUGAACUGUCCAAAGUUUCAGUUCAAUGACUUAAAAGCGAGUUAAAAUGCACGCCGAAAUCUAGUAUAGCAGCUCAACGCGAACAUUGGUACAGGUUCCGUUGGCAAUGAUGAAAAACCGCAGAUUUUUGCGUAUUUCCACUAUUUGUCUCAAUUUUAACUAAGAAAACUCAACUUUCAAGAUGUUUCGAACAUCGAAAAAAAAAGUCAAAUCAAGCAGACGAAAGGAACAGGAGGAGCAACAGAAAGAGUCAGAGCGGAAGAGAGGCUGAGGAAAAAGCAAAAAGGAGCCGGGCAAAACGAAGAUGCCGUGAAAUUAAAAAAGGAAAUUCGCAAAGAAAACAAGAAAAGUGUGUGCGCGUGAACUUGAGAAUAAAUGUGUGCGAAAUAAUGUAUGAUUGCGCUGUAAAUUUUUCACUUUAGGGUCAGCAGGACAUUAUGAAUUGUUGUUUGUUAAUUCCAUUGAAGAGAGAGAGAAAGAGAGUAAUAAAGGGGGGAGGAGCUAGAAAGGCCGAAGGCCGAAACUCAAAAAAAAAAAACAAAACUUCAAGCCACGCCCACUGUUGUAAUGUGGGCGUGCGGCGUUCUCUCGCCCGCAUCUUUCUUUCGUUACUUUGUAAAUAUUACCGGAUUAGUGUUUUGUUUUAUUAUUAUUAUCAUUAUUAUUAUUACGAAAGAAGAAGAAGCAACACACAGACACACCCACACACUUGAAGCUUCAUCGGUUAGGGAUGAAGCGACAAAUAAAAAGAAGAAAACUAAUAAUUUUUCAAUUCUGACGCGCGAUCAUCAUUCACAAUAAUAUGGCUCCUAGGAAAAAAGAAAGAGAAGAAGAGAGAAACAGCUAGCGAGCGCGCGCGUGUUUUUAUCGAACUCUUUUUCUUUUCUUUUUUUUAAACAUUACUUGGUAGGGAAACCAAAUACAACCUGUAGUCAGUGUGUGAGUGAGAAAAGAGAGGGAAUGAGUGAGAGAGAGCGUGAAAUUAUAGAAAAAAAAACAUUAAUCGUGAAGCGUGAGUUAAAAGUGAGCUGUUUUUCCUCUAAAAAAAACAAGAAAAUAAAAACUCUACAAUAGUGAAGCAAAAAAAAAACUUGUAGGGUUGAGCAAAAUGCGAUGUAAUCUCUUCUUAACUUCUAAAGGAAAUGAUAAACCAAGUAACACAAACACACACACACACAAACGCAGUGAUUUGAGCGUUUUUAAGUCACUGCUGUACACAGUCACACAAACACACACGAAAACAGUGAAAGAGAGAGCGAGAGCGCACGCGCGUCUGUGUUUUGCGUGUAUUAUGUGAAUGCUAAAAAGUUGAAAUUGUAAUUUGCUGCAAAUAAAAAAACCUAGUGUAACGCUUUGAUUCCAAAAAAGAAGAAAAACAUGAAAAUUACAAAAAAUAAUCUUGUGUCAGAAGGGAGGGAUUAAGAGAGAGGAAAAAGAAGCGCGCGAUCGAAACUCGGAGUAGUAGCAAAAAAAAA
Messenger RNA from Culex quinquefasciatus (southern house mosquito), 8923 nucleotides. Its product is annotated as serine/threonine-protein kinase tousled-like 2. Bases 1848 to 5123 code for a protein of 1091 amino acids. Gene Ontology annotation, cellular component: nucleus. Gene Ontology annotation, biological process: peptidyl-serine phosphorylation; intracellular signal transduction; chromosome segregation. NCBI's taxonomy places the organism in Eukaryota, Metazoa, Arthropoda, Insecta, Diptera, Culicidae. Gene Ontology annotation, molecular function: protein serine/threonine kinase activity; ATP binding. The transcript is spliced from 8 exons. The record is from RefSeq and is a predicted model, not a curated record.